UUCGCGGCAAAAAAGAUUUCGCGCGAAAAGCGGAUCUGGAUCAGCUGGGUUGACAACAACAGUCAUCACAACAACAACAAGGCACGACAAGAGGCCAGCGACCCGCCGGGAGCUUUCCGUGGACUAGCGGAUGCACAUUUGACGGAUCGCUAACUUUCGGGACGCUUUAUCUCUCUCUUUAUUUUAUUUUACUAUUAUUUUUUUUUUAAAAACUGUAUUUUAGUUGGACAGCUUCCCGCGUUCCCCAACAAACCGAGAGGAGGCUGGGGCUAAUAACUCCGCUAGCAUGCUAAUAUGUCUUUUACUGUAUGUUCUCAUAUAGGACGUCAUUUCUCAAUGUCCCACUCAACGUACACUUACUCAAAAUCCGCCUGACAUAACGGAUGGCUUUAUUUUGGAUUUUUUGGGGGCGAAGGUGAAGUGGAAUUAUCUCGUCAGUGUCGCACUGCGUUGUCGUUCUCGAGGGCUACUCCAAAGGUGCUGCAAAGUUACGACACCUCGUCGUUUUCAUAUCGCUGCCGUUUGAAAGACGUAAAGGGCGAUUUCCUGGUGGCUUUUGUGCACUUUAUUUUUCCUUAUUAUUCCUCCCCCCCCCCCCCCCAACACACACACACACACACACACACAGCCCCCCUCUCCCCGUGUCGGUCGUGCCCGUUGCUUGUUGACGGGGCCUGGCGGUCUCGUGCUGACAACCGCAGUGCAAAACAAAAGGUUAGCAUGCUAGCUCGCGAUCCAUCUGCUCGCUUGACGGCCUCGGCCUCUCUGUUGGGCUGUUGAUACCAUUCUAUCCCAGAUACACAUCCCGUCCUGUUGUUUCACUCGAAGCGGGGUCCAAGUAGGAUUAGCGUUUUUGUUGUGACGUACACUCAUGAGGAACUUCUCCCAAAAGUGUUCACAAGUUGCUCAAGACCACUUGAAGGCAACCGAUCACGGAGUCUGAGGAGCUUUUGAAGUGGACAACUCGUUGAGUCAAGCUGCAUCCCGUUGUGACGUCGCCAAACUGUCCGAGAGACCUCUGCCAUGUCAGAGACCCUGAUAACAGGCCACACGUCAGAGGAUCUUUUGGCUGACUUUGAGACUUUGCUCAACUCUGGAGGUGUCGCUCUGGGUCAGGACCACCAGAUAGUCAUCAUCACCAGUCCCUGCGAUGAGGGGCUCCACCCGGACGCCGCACCCUCCAGCACGGGAGAAAUCUUGCUGUUCGCUACCCCGCAGGGUCCCGCUGAUGUGGCCUUCCAAGACAAGAGAAGGCCCACCCUGGGAAGACCUUCGGUUAAGCGGAAGUUGGACCUGGACAGCGACCAUCAGUAUGUUAGCACAGCCCGGCCGUCUUCAGGCCACGCGCCGCCCUCCACGCCUGCCCCUCCUAGAAUUCCUCGGACCAUGACGGAAAAGUCCCGCUAUGACACCUCCUUGAAUCUGACCACCAAACGCUUUCUGGACCUCCUGUCCCAGUCGGCCGACGGCGUGGUGGACCUGAACUGGGCCUCGCAAGUCCUUGAUGUCCAGAAGCGGCGCAUCUACGACAUUACCAACGUUCUGGAGGGGAUCCAGCUCAUUUCUAAAAAGUCCAAGAACCACAUCCAGUGGCUCGGGAACCGCGUCGACGGGGCGUCGGUCGCCCUCCAUCAGGAGCUGCGCAAGGAGGUGUGCGACCUCACCGCAGCGGAGGAGCAGCUGGACAAGCUCAUCUCCAAAUGCAAUCUGCAGCUCAGACUGCUCACCGAGGAGCCCAAGAGCAAGAGGUUGGGCUUCGUGCGCUGCCAGGACCUGAGGACCUCGUUUGAUACCCCGGACCAGUUAGUCAUGGUGAUCCGAGCCCCCCCGGAGACCCAGAUGCAAGUCUCGGACCCCAGCGAGGGUUACCAGGUGUCGCUAAAGAGCACGCGAGGUCCCAUCGACGUCUUCCUCUGCCCGGACGACAGCUCCGGAGUUUGCAGCCCCGUGACAGGAAGUAGUCCCACGAAAACCAGCGCCGACCCGCACGCGCGAGCCGGCCGUUGCACGCCCGGUAAAGACAGAAGCUCCUCAGCGGCUUUGGACGUGGCUUUGUCGUCCCCCGUGUCCACGUCGUCCACGGCGACGGCGGCGUCUCAGCCGGAAUCCUCGUCGCUGUUGUUAGGUGGCGGAACGGAAUCCCUGAUGGGCGCCGACCCGUUCUCAGGUCUGGCGGACAUGAGCGACUUCGACUUCGCCACGGACUUCCUCCACGGAGAGAGCCUCCCUCUCCCGUUGGACGGUUUCAUCAACUUGUCUCCGCCUCACAGUCCCGACUACCGCUUCGGCCUGGAGGGCGACUUCGGCGUCACGGAACUGUUCGACUGCGACUUCGGUGACCUGUCCCAAGUUUUGGGGGCGAGUUAGACGCGGGGCCGGGGUCGGCGUACACAACUUGUUGUUCUUGGGAAGCUCAGACGAGUAUAGUGGAUCCUCAGACGUUUCACCUUUUUGGAUUUGUUCAGAGUAGAAGGGGUUCACCAUCUUGAAACUUUGCAAUACAGGGCGAUAAUGUUUUAAGUAACAUUUCAGCAUAUUAAAAUGUCAUUGUCAUUGGCUACACUGCCUGUGUCAAAAAAAAAAAAAAAUCUUGAAAAACUUUAACUUGAAUCUCAAUAGAUUACCAUUCUACCCACUGGCCCCCACAAAAAGGACUUCUUUUCCUCCUAAAAUAACUUCUCGUAGUGUUAUCGAUAGAUAGUGUAAUAGUACAGUGGAACCUCGAUAAAACGAACCGUCAGGACUGAACAGUGUCUAAAAUAGUUUCCGUCUGUCACUUCAAAUGCCGUUGACAAAGUCUGUUAGUUGUGUAAUUGGCCGCUGUUGUUUACUGGCAGAGAACGGACGGGACUGACGUGUUUCCGGCUCACAGAUAUACAAUAUGACUAGAUCCGGUUCCAAAAGAUGUACCUACCUGGCGGCCAUGUUGAAUGUCGUGAUGGUUAUAUGUAUUAAUGUACAGUACAAAACAGUUUUGUACUGUACAUUAAUAGGGAUGCAUAAAAAAAUGUGCUUCAAUGCAACGGACCAUCUGCUAUAUCAGACCGCCCCCCCAUUAGUCCGUUAUAUCAAGGUUCCACUGUACAUAAAUGUUUGACUUCCAUUGUGACCCUAAUACCCCUUAAACCUUCCAUCUCCGAGGGGCCACUCUUCUAUUUUGGACUUUCAAGCGACAUGUGCGAUAUUGAGGUUCUGAAUUCAUUUUUACGAUUCGAAUUGAAAAUCACCCCGAAAUUGUACAGCACUUCCCGAUUGGAUUUUAGCGCGGAUGUAGCUAUACUUAAAUUAUUUAUGUAUUUGUAUAUAUAUCUAUAUCUGUAUUGUUUUUUGGGUUUUUUUGGCGGGGGGGGGGGGGGUUAAGUUGUAGGUAAUGUGUUGGAUGGCACGUGCAAGUGACUUGUGAGUUUGGAUGCGCAUGGGGCAUAGUAGAGCUCGCCUGGUCGUAUCUGGCUGGCGCCGUGGCUUGUGGCAAUCCCAGUUGGCAAAUCCCGGGAGAUGUUUGCGUACAAAACUGCCUCAAUCACUGGAAUCCCUUGAGAUGCGCGUUGAGAGCUGCAGGGGUGUUAACUGGUGUAUCCAUACAGUAUAUUGUAUUUUGGUGCUUUCCCCUGCCCCGGCUCAAUCUUCACAGUUUCAAGUAGAUUUAUUUCAUGGGAACAGUGCUGGUUCAAUUUAGCUGGUUUAGGGAUGGGAUGGAAUAGGUGGAUGGUCCCAGAAGGUUAGUUCACAAAGAACCCCCCCCCCCCCUCCCCACCCCCAAAGCAGGACUUGUCCUGUUGUUUCUAAGUGCACUUAAACAUGUCACUUCAUGUUGAUGCCUAAAAUCACUGACGUUGCAGCUUCCAGCGACAUCUUAUCUUGAACCCAGUGAUCAAUACUCAACGUGCUGGUUUCUAUACUGUACACUUAUCUGUGUGCAAGCUGAUAUAUUUUGUUAGAAGUCGACAGCAAUGUCAAAACAGUUUUUUGUUUUUUUUAACUCAGCCAUCGGUCGCCUUGAAAAAUGUUGCGCCUUUAUUGCUACCAAUUUUUGCAUCAAAACGCUUUUGUCAUUCCAAGUUAUGUUUGUGGUUUUUCUUCCUGAUCUUUGUUUUUUUUUUUUUUUUUUUUUUUGCAGGGGGCAAGGGGGUUCGUGUGUGAUGAAGAUGAGCUUUUUAUUGCAGUGUUGAAUUUUAUAUUUAUUGAAUCUGAUUUGAGAGAAGUGGUACAGGUCGAACUACCAGGAAGGGACUUUUCUAAUGAUCCAAGCAAAUGAUUCCCCGAGUAUUUUUGUACGUUAGCUAUAGCGUAUUUAAUUUUGUGAAUCUGCUCGUGAUGGCAAAAGUCUUCUCCAAUAUGUAAUUUUGACUUUCCCUGUCACUUGCAUCACUUUGUUAUUUUAUGUUAUAGAUAUGUUUUAUCAACAGCUGCAUUGCGCAUGUAAGAUGUUUCGGGUGCCUCUGAUUGUCCUUUUCAAAUCUAUAAAUGGAAGUUUUUUGUUUUUUUCUCCCCCCCCCCCCCCUCAUUAACAUUGCUCAAGUAUGCUGAAGAUUAUCAGCUCUCAACAAUGUGCAAUUGUGACUUUUUUUUAACCGGUCAAGAGCGACCAAGGUUUGAACCAAAUCAUUUAUUGUCGGUGGUUUUGUUCGGAACAUGUUCAAAUUUUGCAUUAAUAACAGCAGUGGGGGUACAGCCCCUGGAUCGUAUGAGUUGACAAUAUUGCGACAUAAUUUAUUGAUGUCGUGUUCAAUGUGCUAAAAAUGACUGAUUUUUAAAAAAGAACUGUUAUUCUGGCCCAAAUGAAAACAAAGCCGUUUUAUAAAGUUAUUUACACCGCAAUAAUUGUCUUGGCUCCAACCCUGGUUCAAAGUGGUUUGAAGGGAAUCCUUUUAAAUAUCCACUCAAAUGCCAAGUUCUUUUUUUUUUUUUUUUUUUUAAAUUGGAUUUUACUUGAGAAUUUGGGACACUUUCUACCUUUUUUCCAUUGACUAAUUGAUUAAAAUAAACAAUUUGGUCUAUGUCAUUUGUAACACUGAUAAUUCAAAUACACUCCUCUCCAAAAAGUAUUGGUGAGGCCAAGUCCUCUCUCUCGCGCCGUACACUUGAAUCAUUUGUGUUUGACAUGAACAGGUUAAUAUCAGAAGAGAUAAAUAAAUAACAACAAAUUCAUCUUUUGUUUCCAGCUACAGAAUUUGUAUCGU
Messenger RNA from Phyllopteryx taeniolatus (common seadragon), 5180 nucleotides. It is a transcript of the gene e2f1, whose product is annotated as E2F transcription factor 1. Gene Ontology annotation, molecular function: DNA-binding transcription factor activity, RNA polymerase II-specific; RNA polymerase II cis-regulatory region sequence-specific DNA binding; protein dimerization activity. The record is from RefSeq and is a predicted model, not a curated record. The transcript is spliced from 7 exons. Gene Ontology annotation, cellular component: Rb-E2F complex. NCBI's taxonomy places the organism in Eukaryota, Metazoa, Chordata, Actinopteri, Syngnathiformes, Syngnathidae. Bases 1024 to 2367 code for a protein of 447 amino acids. Gene Ontology annotation, biological process: G1/S transition of mitotic cell cycle; regulation of transcription by RNA polymerase II.